Mizuhopecten yessoensis (Yesso scallop) is the source of this 1071-nucleotide messenger RNA. Its product is annotated as BCL2/adenovirus E1B 19 kDa protein-interacting protein 3-like. Gene Ontology annotation, biological process: positive regulation of apoptotic process; mitochondrial outer membrane permeabilization. Bases 113 to 637 code for a protein of 174 amino acids. The record is from RefSeq and is a predicted model, not a curated record. The transcript has 6 exons. Gene Ontology annotation, cellular component: mitochondrial envelope; mitochondrial outer membrane; nucleus. NCBI's taxonomy places the organism in Eukaryota, Metazoa, Mollusca, Bivalvia, Pectinida, Pectinidae.
UGUGACCAACAUCUGAUGACGUAGCAGGUAAAUAAGCAAAAUAUCAACAAAGUAUCGUGACAGCGGAAAAGUAACUGCGCCAAAUCUCCGAGCCAGCAGAAAACGUCAAUUGAUGGCUUCAACACAACGAGCCGAUGUGUCAGAGGAUCUUCACGACUCCUGGGUUGAGCUGAAUACCUCUGGUCCACAGGAUCCCCUGGUGCCCCAGUCUAUAUACAAUGGAAACCUGGAGAAACUGCUCAUAGAUGCACAGAAGGAAUCACGCACACCAUCACGUGCCAACAGUAAAGAAUCCUCUGCCAGGGAAAGCCCAAAGAGCCCGCACAGUCCUAAUAAUGAGCUGGUGAUGCAGGACGCAGACAGAGACCCAGGAACAGACUGGAUCUGGGAUUGGUCUAGUAGACCCGAGGCUCACCCUCCAAGUGAUUGGAGUGGAAGAUUUAAACACCGCAUUAGUCGAGACAAACUGACUGCCAGGAAUACUCGAGUAACGAAGAACGGCGUGUUCACCAUUGACAAUCUACCCCAACUUCUCCUCACACAUGCCUGUUCCUUCUUCUUGGGGGCUGCAGUAAUGUUUGUAUGUCUGAAAAGAUACUGCAGCUGGGCCACAGUUGCAUCCCCAGCAAUGGACUGAGACCUGCAGAAUUGUACCAUGGAAAUGCAUUCAGGAUCAUCAAAAUUGUUCUAACUUCAAAGUUUGGAUUUUCUGCCUAGAAAUCCAGUUCUGGAAAAAGAAACCAACCCCAGGAACCAUUCCCUAUCCAUAUCAUUUGGAAUCAAAAUAUUGAUAUAAGUCACCAAUGACGAAUAUAAUUAUAAUAUUGACACAUAACAUACCUAUGUAUGUGUUGUGUAAGGUAUAUGUUUUUUUAUUGAAGUUAAAAUAAUCAGUUGCUAUAAUGAGUCUGGUUUUAGCCCAACAAACUAAGUCUAGGAGUUAAAUUUGUAAUUUUGUAUGCACAUUUUACUGUUUUAAAACCAGUACCCAUUAAUUGGGGACAGUGUCUAGUCAACUCCAACCCAUCCCUCCCUCCCUCCAAAUUUCUGUAUCACAUUUGGCAGAGUCCA